UGGCCCCAUAAGCUGAUAAGGAUGGUUUACAACGAGUCAGCAGAAUGUCCUUUAUUUCCAGAUAACCCUGGACACUGCGAUGCUCUGAUUCACGUUAGGCGAGGCAUUGCUUCCAUAUCUCUAAUAGGAUGUUUAUUUAUGAUAGUUGUGAUAUGGCUCUUCAAAAAGCAUGCUGCAUUUUCACAGAGACUGAUCCUGUAUUUGAGUAUAGCAGCUUUCUUUGACAGUAUAGCUUAUUUAAUGGGAGAUAUACGCCCUGAUGGACCGAUGUGUGAUUUUCAAGCCUGGUGGCUAAGUUAUUUUGACUGGUGUGUGUUGGUAUGGGUGUGUAUAAUUACAUUCAAUUUAUUUAUGAAUGUAGUGAAAACAAGAAAUAUAGAGAAGUUUGAAAUACUCUUCCAUGUCCUAGGUUGGGUCGUUCCUGCCAUUAUUUCGUUCCUACCCUUUGCUGGAAACCAUUAUGGACCAGCUGGUGCUUGGUGCUGGAUUGUAAAUGACCUUGGUUGGAGAUUUGGAAUAUGGUAUGGACCGUUAUUCAUAGCUAUUACAGUUUUGGUUGUGACCUAUAUUUACAUUAUAGUCACACUGAACAGAAGAUUGUCCACUUGGAAAGGUACAUAUGACCCUGACACAGAAAGACAGACAACCAUGCUAAAAGAUGACAUCAAAUCUCUGAGGGCCUAUCCAUUUAUUUAUUUAGCUGCCUCCAUAUUCCCUCUAAUUAAUAGAAUACAGAAUGCCGCCUCUCCAGAUGACCCUGUUUUUGCUCUAGUCAUAUUGGCCGCACUCACAGCUCCCUUGCAUGGUGCGAUGAAUGCCAUAGUUUUUGGAAUGGAUAGAGAAACAUUAAGGAAGCUCACUCCUACACAGAUCAAGGUGGCUUUUAUGGCCAGAGUAACCAAAAAAGCUGAAAUACAGGAAUUCGAUCCCGCACCCAGUGUAUCAAGUGAAGAAAUAAGGCAGGUGGAGUGAUUCAACUGUAAAUCUGAUUAUUUCCUUUUACUGGAGAUUGCUAUGUGUGUACCAGUAGAAGAAAAAUCUGAAAAUGGAAGAUAUUCGCUUGAGAACUUAGAAAGGAUAACAAGUGAUAAGCAGCAUAAUUUUAAGAGAAAAAAAAUCAUUACUAUGCUAUAGUAACUGUUUCAGUCUUAAUUUAUAGACAUGUUUAAUGGUUAUGGCAAACAUUAAUGUAUGAUUAUUUAAUUACCAGAGUCUGGUAUUGAAAAUUUAAUUUUACUAUGAAAAUUCUCAACCUGAUUCAUGAACAAAUAAUUAUAUACUGGUAUAGAGUAUUUGUUGAUGUUGCUCUGUUAGACUGUGAACAAAUAUUUGUGUUAGAAGUGUAUGUUGUUUAUUUUACAUGUUUAUCUAAAUCUGCCACUUAUUUAUUUCAAUGUUGACCCCCCCCCCCUUCCUUAAAAAAAGAAAUAAAUAAAUAAGUAAAUAAAAUAAAAUAUUAAAUAAAUGAAUAAAAUUUAAAAUGCUGCUUUGUGAAUUUAAGCCAUUUAUAAGCUAUACCAUAUCCUUUUGACUAAUUUCAAUAAAUAAAAUGUUUAAUUUAAUAGAUCAAUUUUU
This is a messenger RNA of Saccostrea echinata, 1575 nucleotides long. Its product is annotated as cyclic AMP receptor-like protein A. Bases 22 to 972 code for a protein of 316 amino acids. Lineage: Eukaryota; Metazoa; Mollusca; Bivalvia; Ostreida; Ostreidae. The record is from RefSeq and is a predicted model, not a curated record. The transcript has 13 exons. Gene Ontology annotation, molecular function: G protein-coupled receptor activity. Gene Ontology annotation, biological process: cell surface receptor signaling pathway; adenylate cyclase-activating G protein-coupled receptor signaling pathway. Gene Ontology annotation, cellular component: plasma membrane.